Messenger RNA from Wallemia mellicola CBS 633.66, 4101 nucleotides. Its product is annotated as Aldo/keto reductase. The coding region runs from base 3019 to 4032 and encodes 337 amino acids. Lineage: Eukaryota; Fungi; Basidiomycota; Wallemiomycetes; Wallemiales; Wallemiaceae. The transcript is spliced from 6 exons. Gene Ontology annotation, cellular component: cytoplasm. The record is from RefSeq and is a predicted model, not a curated record.
GUCACUGUGGCUUUGAUGGAGAACAGAAUGUAUCACUAUAUAUUGGUAGAAGCGUAGGUAAGAUUCCAAACAGAUAAAUUACGUCCGAGAUUUCGCUUACACUGGGAUGGAUAUCGGGUAAACUUAAACCCCUAUGUUCAGUAUAGACGCUUAAAAAACUGUUUCACAACUGGGCGUUCUUAGCGCAGAACAUCACGGAGUCAGUUGAGACCCUCGAGUACUAAAUCCUGCUUAUGCAGUGUGACGUACAUCGGAAGAUUUCUGUUAAUUGGUUGUUUGGGGAGUGCAAAGGUCAAUUAUUCCAAUACAACGCGACGAGAUAUAAGAUAAAUGCAAUAUUUGGGAGUUCAGACUAACAACCUCGUUUGAAUUGCCAAUGGUAGAAAACCAUCCUGUGUUAAGGUGUUGGAUAAAUCGUAAAAUGAAAAUAUACCCUCCACUACCUCGGCUUUAUAUAAACUUUAUUGUAACUCUCAAACAUGACUAAAAUUUUCCUUCACCACAAUUAAGGGACAAAUGCAUGCCUUGGCUAUCGUACCAAAAUUAGCGGCUUCCUUUGUAAAACAAAGAAACUACACUUCGCAGAGUAGUAAUCACCUCAAGCUAUUACCCCCACUGGUGUUUUUCCGAUAGGAUUGUUUUAGAUCUGAGGUGACACAGUCAUGCAUCGUCGCACAGACGCUGUCAAAGAACAGGUGACUUCAGGGUGUGAACGGUCUUCCGACGAAGUAUAAAAGGGAGCACAUGGCUCUUCCUUUUCUUCAUCAAUCAACAAGUCUUCCUCAUAAAAAAAGUGAAUAGCUUCUUCCAAAUCUUAGCUUAUCCAUUUCUAACCUAAUCACAAUAGAUGCAAUUCAAGUUCACUGCCGCUUUAUUGACUGUCGUCGCUAUUAUCGCACCAGCUAUGGCUGACUCUUGCCAAGUUGGAGGUGUCGAGGCUUGUUUGGCCAGCUGCAAGGUACGUCCAGCAAUUGUGAGAACCUCAAACCAUCUAACCAUGAUUGUAGCUCCAAAAUGGCAUUACUAGCGGUGCAUACUGUAACGCACAACAAAUCUGUGUCUGUACUGAAUAAGGAAUCCCCCAGGUCUAUGGCUGCUUAAGAUGAGUUGCCUUUUUCAUGAAUUUCCAUUUAUUUCGGUCUCGUUUGCUAUGAUUGUGAAUGUAAUAGAAAGACCUCCAUCCUAUAUAGUCAUUCUGAGCUCGCAAUUAGGUACCAAAAUAUGCAUAGACUAUAUUAUGCAACACAUUAAGUCAAUGGUGUGACCGGAAACAUUGUGGUAUUGAUUACAGCAAUUACAAACUAUGGCAUUCUCUGAGCCUAUCGACGAGUAUCCAUACAUUUAGAAUUGGUUGUUCCAAGAACUGAAUGGCGAGAUCAGGCGUCCCAUAGAUGGAAGAACUUCAACAGUAAACGGCGAAGGCGGCAGUUGUUCCCCAUCUACUGCUAGGUAUUGGUUCUUAUUGAUAGGGUUAACAUGAUAUGCUUUUGCUUUAUAAUAUUUGAGCGAGUCAUCAAAAAACAUUGCACCGUUUUCAGCUCCUUCCAUAGCCAGCAAUUUGUGCCUACGUGAGACAUUGAGCUGUACAGCUACGUCUAUAUAACCGUCAUCCGGUAAAGCGACAGGGAAUUGUUUGAAAGUUCUGCUCACCCACGGCACCUGUCCAGCAUAUAUAUAACAUAUAUCAUCAGAAAUCUUGACCCAGUCAUCCUCAGGUCCAUUUUUGUAUUUUACUGGUGGAAAUGUAUCUGUCUCCGGAACGGAAAUAGGGUCAUCUAGUUUCCGUUCGCGCAAGCAUUUGAUCAUCUCGUGUUUAUUGUCCUCUUCAACAUUAACGUAUACUUCGCAAUUGCAUGGCGCGUUCUUGAUUAGCGACCGUAGGUAUCCUACUGUGAAACGCGUAUCUCCCAUCCAACGCAAGUUUUCUGUGCCAACAUCUAAACUUGCCAUCAAACCACCGGCUUGAGUAAGGUAGGAAAUGGUACGUUUUCGUUCUUGCCAGAUGGAGAAUAAAUCAAGCGGUAUAGUUUGGCCUUUGGCUGCAUUUAGCGCUGCCAUACUGAGAUCAAAACCAUCUUUUUCACCUAAAACGCAAACACUGAUACCGUUACCGGAUCCGGCUGGUAUGGGGCAUAAUGGCGUCUUCAAAGCGUCAGAUGGGGUUUCAUGAUACAUAAACCCAUUGAGUACUUCAUGCAUUAUCCCAUCGCCACUUACGCACACGACUGCGUCAUAAUUUAAUAAUAACUUCUUCGCUAUUUCAAAAGCAUGUCCCUUGUACUCUAGAACUAAACAGUUUGUUCACAAUCUGUCUUGGUGAAAGAUAAGACGAUAUACCCACUUUGCAUAUCAAUGUAGCACCCUGAAGACCGUAAUAUCGGUAAAACAGUUUCGUUCCAAUAAAUAACAGCUUUUCCAGUCCCACCUACAGGAUUCACCAGCGCCUUCAAUCGACGACAGGUACGUAACUUAGAUUUGAACCGAAUAUAUUGCACUACUUUAUCUACCUCUUCAGUAGAAAGCUCUAUUGGUAUACCACUAAAGUCGAGUAGAGAAUUGUGGCCUGGUGUUAGAACAGACAAACUGAUAAUACCUUGAUCUAAUGAACAAUUGACAACUCUCCAAUAAUUGAUAUAUGUCUCUUUUAUGCCGCCGUCUGAGUCCACCUGCUGGUAAUUUUUUUGCUUACUUAUGCAGCUAGUGCAGCUCCUUGAAUUCUUCUUCGGAUGCAUCUUCGGAUCUGAUGUGCGUAUUGUCAAGCCUUUCUCUUCAUCUGGUACUAUUACCGUGAUGUUAUUAUCAAUUUCAUUUUUUAGCUGGAAUAUCAUUUUAGUUUUCAUCGUCAUGCACUAUGUUGAUUUUAGGCCUUUCAUGCAAAUUCAAUUUUGAAAUCGCCGGUGACGUUUAUGUAAGGAGACCGACUGUAAGGGGUCGGACCACCAUGACAUCAGUAAUCUAUGAUGAGAUGACUCUUAUAGUAUUAUCUUAACCCAAUACGGUCAUCAGCAAAUACACAUCAUGCCAAACAUACUCGACAAGGAUGUAAGAGGUAUUGGUCAUGGACUAAUGGGAAUGACCUGGACUGAUACACCUACGCCAAUAGAUACUGCUUUAGAAGUAAUGAAAAAGAGUAUUGAGGUCGCAAAAGGCCACCCUGUUACUUGGAAUGGAGGAGAGUUUUACGGACCACCAGAACAUAACUCUUUACAUCUCUUGAAGGCUUAUUUCACCAGAUAUCCUGAAGAUGUUGAUAAAGUCAUUCUUUGUAUUAAGGGUGGUAUGAACUUGCAGACAUUCAAACCAGAUGGCUCGUAUGAAGGUCUUUCUGCAUCUGUCGACAAGUGCAAUGCUAUUCUCGAUGGCGUCAAGAAAAUCGACCAAUUUGAACAAGCAAGACGCGACCCUAAUGUUUCACCUACAGAAAUUAUCGAAAAUCUCGCCAGACUCGAGGAAGAAGGCAAAAUUGGUGCACUAAGCUUGUCAGAGGUUGGCGAAAAGACUAUUCGGGAGGCUGCAGAGGCAGCCAAGGAAUUAGGAACAAAGAUAUCAUCAGUAGAGGUCGAAUUUAGUAUGGCAUCGACUGAUAUACUUCAUAAUGGUGUAGCAAGAGCAUGUGCUGAUUACAAUAUCCCAAUAUAUGCCUACAGUCCGAUUGGCAGGGGUCUGCUUAGUGGCAAAAUAAGAAGUAAAGAAGAUGCAAGGGGAAUAGCAAAAGUUUCACCACGUCUUCAAGAUGAAAAUAUCGCAGAAAACUUGAAACUAGUAGCAGAAGUUGAGAAGCUGGCAACCAAAAAAGACUGUACACCAGCUCAGAUCGCAAUUGGUUGGGUGAAACACCAUUCAAACUGGAAUGGCUUACCUGCAAUUAUCCCGAUACCUGGCGCAAGUUCAGUAAAACGUGUAGAGGAGAACCUCAACGAUAGCAUAACACUAUCUGAUGAGGACAUGAACCAUUUGCAAGACGUCAUCAAUAAAAUAGAAAUUCAGGGUGGCAGGUAUCCUGAAUCACACUCGGCUUAUAAUUGGGGCUAAAGUGUAUCCUGUAUUUUGAAAUGAAUUACACUUGCCUUGUCUGCUUUCACUAUUGUCACUACAAACUUG